GAUAAGCAGAACUUUAUGAUUUUUUGAAAGCAAUACAAUGAAUACAUAUAAUAUUUAUAGCGGCCCGGUACGUUCUUCGCUACGUAUAAAGUGAAAUAUUAAAUCAAACUCAUUUAUAAAAAAAAUAUAUUUCAUUAUUUGCUAGCUAUCCAAAACAUUUGGAUAAACAAUAUGUUUUGUUUUUCCAUUUUGAGCAUGAAUAAACAAACGGCUGGGGGUACCGACUCUGGAACAGGCAACAUAAAGUUGGCCAUGUGAAAAACAUGAUUCCUCCAAGUUCACACCACAAACGUUAAGUGUUUGCCCUUGAGCUUUGUUGAUGGACAUCGCAAAUGAUAAACGCACAGGAUAUUGCAAUCGUUUGAAUUCAAAUGGCAUAUCAGUUGGAAUCAUAGGGAUACGCGGUAUUAAACAAACUUCUCCUUUUGAUUUACCAGUUAAGAUCGUAGCUUCAAUCAAAUUUGGCAAUACAUUUUUCACUGCCAAUCUGGUGCCAUUACACAGUUUUGGUGGAUUAAUAUUUCGCAAUAAUGUAAUCAAAGAACCCACUUUCAGAUUCAAGCAAUGCGGUGGCAUACCAGCCGGUUCUAGUGAAUUUAAAAAUUCAGUUGGAUGAUUCAUUGCCUCAUCUUGAUUCAUAGCACUGUCAAUUGAUUUAUGUGUCGUGACUACGCCUGGGCGUUUUGCUUGAAUGUGAAAAUUAAUGGCAUUGAUAUGAAUGUUCUUCGGUGCUAAAAUGGCGCGUUCUCUCAACCAAUCAUGGUUUCUGUAAUUCUGAAGAAUAUUUGGAAAAACACAUUCAAUCAAUUCGGGUUGGGUACGAAAUGCUGUACUAUACAAUAUUCUGUUUACAAAAUCCUGUAUGCGAAAUUCUGUAUUUAAAAAUUCUGUAUUAUAAAAUUCUGUAUCUAAAAUUAUGUAUUUCAAAAUUCGGUAAAAAAUAUUCUGUACUGACGAAAUUCUGUAUUGACAACAUUCUGUAUUUACGUAAUUCUGUAAAUAAAUGAUAAGAAAUACAAAAAAUUUUAUAAAAAAGCACAAAAGUGCUUUUAUUUACAAAAUUACGUAAAUACAGAAUAACCUACCUGGUUUUGUUUGAAUUUCUAAUUAACUCUGCUUUGCUUUUACUUCUUUUUAAUUGAUUUCAUUGUCGUAAGAAUUGUGAAAGCAACGUGUCGUAUUUGCUCAAUAUUUUUUCAUUAAAAUAUGUAUUCGUUAUGUCACAAAUACAAAUUAUAACUUCCAAUAAAGGAGGAAAGAAAUUGUUCUUAAACGGCUAUUUUUAUUAUUUUGAAAGAAAGACUCAAAUGGAAACUUGUAAUUGGGCGUGUUCUAAAAGAUUAAAAUAUAAGUGCAAGUCCAGAAUUGUAACAAAGGUGUUGGCGAACAAUCACGUUAUUGUUAAACAACCCGCGGACCAUUGCCACGAACCAGCUCCCAAUGAGUUACCAAUUGCAACAAUUAAUAAUAAAGUAAAGCGCAUGGCUCGGAGAAGUCACUUAGCGCCAAGUCAGAUAAUACAAAGAGCUACAGUGGAAGCAGAGCAGAGCUGUCGGGACUAUUUACCAUCCCGGAAUGCCCAAAAAGCUAGAAUUCGAAGAUCAAGGCAGGAAGCACCUCGUUUUCGAGAACCACAAACUUUGGAGGACAUAGAUAUUCCUUUAAAUUUAUAUACUCUGGAAGGAGAAUUAUUUGUAUUGGUGGAAAAGUUCACAGAGAGGAAUGAAUGUGUAAUUAUUUGUGGUACGAAGUCGUGUUUAAAGUUUCUGAGUCAGAGUUCUUGCUGGAUUGUGGACGGAACAUUUUACGUUGCCCCGAAAAUAAUGAGACAGCUCUUUACAAUUCAUGGCAUAGUGGAAGGUGAAACAUUCCCCCUCGUGUUUUGCCUUAUGAGCCACAAGUCCAAAGAACUAUACGAGGUUUUAUUUGAAGAAUUGUUCCGAAUCGCAUCCGAGUACGGCGAAAAUCUUCAACCAGAAAGAAUUAUCAGCGAUUUUGAAGUUGGACUGAUAUCGGCGCUAAGAAAUUCUUUCCCGGGCACAGAUUUGCGUGGCUGCUUUUUCCACUUCAGUCAAAUAAUCUGGAGAAAAGUUCAAAAAGAAAGACUGGUUAAAAAAUAUGGAAAUUAUGAGAACUUUUCGUUGCAAGUUCGAAUGCUGAAAAGCCUAGCUUUUGUUCCUCCCGAUGAAAUCUCGGAAUACUACAACAGUCUUUGUAGUAUUUUAGAUGAUUAUGACAUGCUGAGACUCGCAAAUUGGUUUGAAAGGAACUACAUUGGUAAAUUUGAUGCACCACCAAAACAUCAGCCGACAUUUUGGUCAGUGCAUAGGAAUGUAGAAACGAGUCAGUUUCCUAGAACUCAAAAUAGUGUAGAGGCUUGGCACCGACGACUUAAUGUCAUUGUAGGGAAAAAAAAUUGCGGUAUUUAUCAACUUAUAGCUAACUUGAAAGCAGAGAUGAUUUAUGUGAAAUCGCAAAUAUCAAGAGUAGAAAAUGGAGAAGUUUUUCCAAAAAAGUUAAGAUCAAUUAGAUCUAACAAACAAAUUAAAAGAAUAAUAAAAAAAGAGUAAUUAUUGGAAAAGUAUCUUUUUUGAAAAGAAUAGCAAAAAAUAUUUGUUUUUAAUCUAAUUAUAUAUGUACUACUUUUCCGUACUUGAAAUACUCAUUUCUAAUUUUUUGCAUACAUAUGUACUUAACGUUUGAAUUAAUAUUGAAGUCUUUUGUUUGUUGAAUUGUUAUUUUGGACUUAAAAUUCUAAUUUAUCUUUCUUUGUAUAAAUAUCACUUGGCACAUGAAAUUAUCAAAUA
Bactrocera dorsalis (oriental fruit fly) is the source of this 2807-nucleotide messenger RNA. RefSeq lists its product as uncharacterized. Gene Ontology annotation, biological process: DNA transposition. The record is from RefSeq and is a predicted model, not a curated record. The transcript has 2 exons. The coding region runs from base 1218 to 2570 and encodes 450 amino acids. Lineage: Eukaryota; Metazoa; Arthropoda; Insecta; Diptera; Tephritidae. Gene Ontology annotation, molecular function: DNA binding; transposase activity.